Zerene cesonia (dogface butterfly) is the source of this 13817-nucleotide messenger RNA. Its product is annotated as dynein beta chain, ciliary-like. The record is from RefSeq and is a predicted model, not a curated record. Gene Ontology annotation, biological process: microtubule-based movement. The coding region runs from base 1 to 13767 and encodes 4588 amino acids. Gene Ontology annotation, molecular function: ATP binding; minus-end-directed microtubule motor activity; dynein intermediate chain binding. Gene Ontology annotation, cellular component: dynein complex. NCBI's taxonomy places the organism in Eukaryota, Metazoa, Arthropoda, Insecta, Lepidoptera, Pieridae. The transcript has 82 exons.
AUGGGUGAUAAAGAAGAUGUAGAUGUGCGUUUAGAGUUUAUGAGUGAAUACAUUCUAAAAUCACUGAAAUUGAAGAUUGAAAAAUGGACUAAAUUUAUCACUGGAGAUGAGAGGCACAUUUUAUUCAGAUAUUUUGAUAUGCCCAAGUUUGAUAUUAUUGUAUUUCGUGUGAAUACUGCUGGGCUGCUCACUUGCGCUACUAAUUUCCCUCCAAUAAGCAGAGGGAAAAUGAUUUACUUUCUAAGAAAUAUUGAUGAUAAAAUAACGGCAACGAAUUUCAGAAAGGUGAUGACAAUAGGUGAAAUGUCUGGUAAUGUUUUAAUGGAUUUGACUGUAAUGGCCGAUGAAGUGAUCGGGCCGUUACUGUGCAAUCCGGAAAACCAAAGAGGCUGGCCUAAGAUUGUGAAAAAUGAUAUGAAGAGGCAUGUCAAUGAUUUGAGGAAUUUAAUGCACCAGCUCAAAGGCGAGAUGUCGAGUCAAGUGAUGUUACCAAUGCCGGAUGGAGUGGAGACUAUCUAUCACGCCGAAGCUAGGCUUAGAGAAAGUGAUAACGAGGACGUGGAUUUAUAUUUAAAGACAAAUAUCGAAGGUGCUAUAAUUAAAUGGGCGCAACAAGUUCAUGAUCUUCUACAAGAAAACUCUUAUAUCGCGUUCAAAAGAACUAAAUUCCCGCUUCCAAGCGCUGACAUAGACUUCUACGCCAGUCGUCUCAAAAAUCUUGAAGGAAUUUAUUCUCAGUUGCGUGAUCCUCGCGUGAAGCGUAUGGCCAAUUAUCUCGAAGCCACGCGAAGUGUUUACUUGAGUUGCUUCAAAACAAUGCUUACUAAUGUUGUCGCUGCAAUAGUGGAAUGUAGAGAUAUUUACGUAUAUCAAAAGCCGCUACUGCAACAUUUCGAGAAUUUUGAAGGCACAGAUUUUUCUGACGCCAAGUUCUUGAUUAGGCCGAUGUUUCAUUGCAUCGGUUUGCUUUGGGGCAAUUCAAGAUAUUAUUGUAAUGUGGAAAAACUGAUUCCUCUCUUGCGGGAGGUAUGCAAUCUCGUAAUUCAGCAGUGUACAAACUCCAUCGAUCCAAGCUCAAUAUUUCAAGGAGACGCGGAUGAGCAGCAUCUCAAAGUUCAGAAAGCUAUCAAUAUCCUAAAUCAUUUUAUUGAAACUUACGAGAUGAACAGGGACAAGGUGCACACAUUCUUCCCCGCGGGCGUGAUGCCGGUUCGCUGGUCGUUUGACUUCGACCGCGUGUUCAUGCGAUUCAACGUUUAUAUGAAGAAGCUGAAAAUGAUCGAGGAGCUUCUAGAAGCGACCGUAGAAAUUCUGAAGUUGGAGAAGAUGGAGUUCUGCGGCUUGCGCGGGAAGACUUUGAGUACGGAAUGUAUGAAAAUCCUAGAGGAGUACACGAUAAUUUACCAAAACCUCGGCAAUAUAACGUACGACCCGGCCGACCCGGAGGACAACAGGUUUGAGGGCGACUACGCGAAACACAAGCUCGUGCUCGACGACGUCGACCAACGGCUCGCGUCUCUGUUCACGCAAGGAUUGGACGAAUGCCACAAUUUGGAGCAUUUCUAUAAGUUCUUCCAAAUUAUUGGAGAUUUAUUUCACCGCCCAAUUAUUAAGAAUGAACUCAAACCAAAGCUACCAAGACUUCUGGACUUCAUGCAUUCAAAUAUGGAUACCGUAAAAGAAAUAUUCGAUGAAGAAAUGUCGAAAUUAACGAAAGGUCCAGAAAGGCCAAUGGUUGAUCCCUAUUUACCACCCGUUGGUGGUAUGUUGUGGUGGAUUUAUAAAUUGCGCAGGCGCAUCCAAGCUCCGAUGGAAGAUUUUAUCAUGUUUGAAGACCCUAUCAUAGAAACGGAAUAUGCUCUGUACAUGAAGCAGAAGCACAAUGAAAUGUUGGGAUACUUGAACGUGUUGGAGGAUCGGCAGUUCAAGCAGUGGUGCGCCACUGUGCCUAAUAUUUGCAAAACACACUUGGCCAAAAAUCUGAUUUAUAGAGAUCCGCCGUUUGUUAGAAACAACUUUAGCCCCGAGUUGGUGAUGUUACUUCGUGAAAUGCGAUACAUGAAGUAUUUAGAAAAACAAGGCAUUCCAGCUGAUGGAUUGGAACUCUUUGCUAGAAAUGAAAAAUUACAGUACGAUAUGAAUCGUUUAAAUCGAGCCAUUGCUUGGUACAACGCUAUACGUGAAGGGAGCCAUGAGACUGAAGUGGCUCUCAUUGAGAAAGAGAUCUCUGCUAUUGACCAAUUGCUAGGCAGAGGUGUCGAGGAGCUCACCUGGAAUGAUGACUUCACGGAAUGGAUGGCGGAAGUGUACACGGCGAUAAACACUCUGCAAGAGCGGGUGUUGACCGCGCAGACGAACGUGCGGAAUGGGCUCGGCGGCGUCGCGGCGUGGGGCGACAAGCCGCUGCACAACCGCAAGGAGAACCCCGACAGGAUGGAGCUGCUCGCCGUCGCCGAGCGGCUGCCGAGGCUGCUCAAGAGGCGUGCCAAAAUUUUGGAAAGUCAUCAAGAGUUCCAAGACAUCCUCAAAAUCAAUUACAAGCUAUUUUUCAAUAUAAAAGAGGAAGAAGACUCCGAUGAAGAAGAAGAAGAGUUAGAAGAAGUGGAUGAAGCUACACUCGACGAAGAUGAAAGAGCAGCUCGAGAACGUAAGCAACGAGAGAUCGACGAGCGGCGUGAAGAGAAGAGACUGGCAAGGGAGGAAAGAGAUAGAGAAAAGGCAGAGAUAGCGCAAGCAAAGUUUGAGAGGAGAGAAGCCAGGCGACUAAAGAGAGAAGAGAAAGAGGCUGCGAGACGCGAGCGACAAGAGAGACGUGACGCAGGCGAGGAAGUGGACUCACCAGCUGAGGAGGAAGAAGAGUUAGACCCAGAAGAGCUCGCAGAUAUAGAGGAAGAACGGAGGGAGAUGGAGGAAGAGGCUUUUAGAGCCGAGCGGUGGCCGGCUUACGUGAAAUACAUAGAUACACUGGUGUCAAAACAAGUAAUGAAGGCGAUUCAAUGCAGCCUUGACUUGUUUGAAAAACAAACGGAUUUGGAGAAGGGUCCUCAAGUAGCAUUUAUGGAAGUCAUUGCAGAAUUAAAGGAUCCUGAUAUUUCUUUCACGCCAUCGUUAGAAAUCAAAGAUGCGGAUGGGCUGUACGACACGAUGGUUGAAAUGAUGAAAGACAUGUUCUUACAGGCCACUCUCUUCCCAAGAAUCGAUCCCAUUGUGCCUAUUGCAACUUAUGAGGAUGAUAUAGCUGCAGAAGAAAGCAUGAUAGAUCUCUACCAUGAUAUAUCGAAGAGGAUCGAAAAUAGCAUAAUAGAUGUUGUUCAAUAUGCUUCGAAAUAUGAAAAGUACACUCCACUAUGGAUGGAAGAUAGACAGGAGGUAUUGGCCGGUUUCUUGAAGUACGGGCGAGUCAUACCACCGGAGGAGUUCGAUAAAUACAGAUACGAUAACAACGGCCAGGAUCCGCCCGAAUGUAAACCUAAGCUCGAGGAGUAUCAGAAAGAGAUCGACAAAUUCAAUGCUUUGUAUGAUGAAGUUGCUGCACUACCUCCAAAUUACUUGUGUAAUGGUUGGCUGAAGCUAGAUCUGAAGCGACUCAAUCAAGCCAUUAUGAACAUAAUCUGCAAGUGGAGUAAUCUCUAUAAGCAAAACUUGAAGGAUCAUGUCCAGACAAGCCUGGACGACUUGGAGAAGUUCAUAGCGUAUGCCACAAAGGAACUGUCGGUGGAGCUGGGUGAAGAUGAUUACGAGGGUUUGCUGAAAGUGAUGGGCGUCCUCAACGAGGUGAAGGCUAAAGCGGACGCGGGCACGGAGCAAAUGUUCGAGCCGCUCAGGGACAUAAUAUAUGUCCUCAAGGAGUAUGGAGUCGAUUUCCCGGAGGAAACCUAUGAACAGUUGGACGUACUGCCGGAGAGAUGGCGUAAUUUAGUGAAGUUAGCAACGGUACAAAAGAAUAACGUAGCACCAUUACAAGCGGCGCAAGCGGCGCUCAUCGCUAAGCGAGUGGCGCUCAUUAACCUGAGGCUCACCAUGUACCGAGACCAGUUCAGGUUGAAAGAGAUAUUCCUUGAAUCUUGCAAAGAGCCGUAUAGGGAAAUAGACAAAGUGCAUCUGGAGCUCUUGCAGUUUGAGGAGAUUGUGAGUGGAUUGAGGAAGAGUUGUGCAUUAUUUGACAUUCAGCCGCCAGAUGACAAGUUCCUCAAACAAUGUCGGCGGGAACUCAAAUUGAUUAAACAAUUGUGGGAUUACUAUUAUUUAGUAAUGGGCACAAUAGAGUUCUGGAAGAAAUCGCCGUGGAAGAAAAUUGACGCUGAUGGCAUGGAUCAAGAAUGUAAGCGAUUUACUAAAGAUCUGCGCCAGUUAGACAAAGACAUGAGAGUAUGGGAACCUUACAUAUCUAUUGAAGGGACAAUAAAGAACCUAAUGACAUCCUUGCGAGCUGUUACCGAUUUACAGAAUCCUGCUAUUAAAGAUAGACAUUGGGUAGAAUUAAUGAUGGCAACAAAGGUAAAAUUCCAUAUCGAUGAUGAUACAACACUAGCAGACUUACUUGCACUCAACCUACAUAAAUAUGAAGAGGAAGUUAAAACUAUCGUCGAUAAAUCUGUCAAAGAGGCUGCUAUGGAGAAAACGCUCAAGGAAUUGGAAGCUACUUGGGCUAUCAUGGAGUUCGAUUAUACUGUGCAUGACAGAACCGGCAUUAAAUUACCAAAAGCCAGCGAAGAACUUGUCGAGACUCUUGAAGACAAUCAGAACCAAGUGCAAAAUAUGAUGUCAUCGAAAUUUAUCGGAUUCUACGAAGCAGAAGUUACUGCUUGGCAAAAGAAACUCGGAACGGCGGAUGCAGUCAUUGCCAUUUGGUUUGAGGUGCAACGCAAAUGGCAGUAUCUCGAGAGUAUUUUCGUGGGCUCUGAUGAUAUACGUGCGCAGCUUCCAGAAGAUUCUAAACGGUUCGAUAUUAUUGACAAAACUUUCAAGGAAUUAUUAAAAGACAUUGCAAAUACUCCCAAUGUGGUACAAGCAACCAAUAAGCCCGGAUUGCUAGAUAAACUAGAAGAAUUAAUGAAUUCACUUAACUUGUGCGAGAAGGCACUCAAUAAUUAUUUGGAAACUAAACGCUUGGCUUAUCCUCGUUUCUAUUUCGUAUCUUCAGCAGAUUUACUAGAUAUUUUGUCUAAUGGAAAUAAUCCACCAGCUGUUGCUCGCCACUUGUCAAAGCUUUACGAUAAUUUGGCGAAGUUAGUGUUCCCCAAGCCUGGCAGCAAGCAAGCUAUUGAGAUGAUAUCAAAAGAAAAUGAAGAACACGUGCCAUUUAAGGCACCUUGCUGCGACUGUUCUGGAAAAGUCGAAUUAUGGUUAAAUAGAGUGACGGAUUGUAUGCGUUACACACUACGAGAUAUAUUUGAGCACAGUGUGAAAUCGUAUGAAGACAAACCUCGCGAUGAAUGGGUUUUCGACUGGCCGGCACAGCCAGCACUUGUGGGCACACAAAUCUGGUGGACCACGGAAACUAAUCAAGCUUUUGAAAAGCUAGAAGAAGGCUACGAGGGUGCACUGAAAGACUAUCAGAAGAAGCAAAUUGCGCAAUUAAAUGCAUUGAUUGUUCUUCUGCUCGGAGAUUUGACUGUUGGUGAUCGUCAGAAAAUUAUGACCAUUUGUACCAUUGAUGUACAUUCGAGAGAUGUAGUGGCAAAACUGAUUGUUGCCAAAGUCGAAACAUCUAAUGCCUUUCAGUGGCAGAGUCAAUUGAGGCAUAGAUGGGACAUGAAAUUAAAUAACUGCUUCGCUAAUAUUUGCGAUGCGCAGUUUCUUUACGAUUACGAAUAUCUGGGAAAUACGCCUCGUCUCGUAAUCACUCCUUUGACGGAUCGAUGCUACAUAACAUUAACUCAGAGUCUUCAUCUUAUCAUGGGUGGUGCUCCGGCGGGUCCCGCGGGAACGGGCAAGACGGAGACGACCAAGGACUUGGGAAGGGCGCUCGGUAUCAUGGUCUAUGUGUUCAACUGCUCUGAACAAAUGGAUUAUAAGUCUUGCGGAAAUAUUUACAAAGGUCUUGCUCAAACUGGUGCCUGGGGUUGCUUUGAUGAGUUCAAUCGUAUCUCAGUAGAGGUACUUUCUGUAGUAUCUGUACAAGUAAAAAGUGUUCUGGAUGCUAUAAAGGCAAAGAAGAAAAAAUUUGAUUUUAUGGGUGAAUAUAUAACACUCAUACCAACAAUAGGUAUGUUCAUCACCAUGAAUCCUGGCUACGCUGGGAGAACUGAACUGCCCGAAAAUCUGAAAGCAUUAUUCAGGCCGUGUGCUAUGGUGGUACCUGACUUUGAAUUAAUUUGUGAAAUUAUGUUGGUUGCGGAAGGAUUCCAAGAGGCUAGGCUUCUAGCGCGUAAAUUUAUUACACUUUAUACAUUGUGUAGGGAGUUACUAUCAAAGCAAGACCAUUAUGACUGGGGUCUAAGAGCUAUUAAAUCAGUGCUUGUCGUUGCUGGUUCUCUAAAGAGAGGCGAUCGUUUAAGACCCGAAGAUCAAGUACUAAUGAGAGCUUUGAGAGAUUUUAACAUACCCAAAAUUGUAACAGAUGAUAGACCUGUUUUCAUGGGUCUUAUUGGAGAUUUGUUCCCUGCUCUAGAUGUACCCAGAAAACGAGAUUUCGAUUUUGAGAAAAGCCUUGUCGAGGGGGCUAUUUCUAUGAAUUUGCAACCCGAACCAGGAUUUAUUUUAAAGAUGGUGCAACUUGUGGAGCUAUUCGCCGUGAGACAUUCCGUUUUCAUUGAUGGAUUUGCGGGAACAGGGAAAUCUAUGGUCUGGCAAUGUUUAAAUAGAACAUACCACAUGUUGAAAAUGAAACCAUAUUACAAUGAUCUUGACCCUAAAGCAGUGACAAAUGACGAAUUGUUUGGGAUAAUUAACCCUGCGACGAGAGAAUGGAAAGAUGGAUUAUUUUCAACGAUAAUGCGAGACAUGGCUAACAUGCCUGGUGAUGGACCAAAGUGGAUUGUACUUGAUGGCGACAUUGAUCCAAUGUGGAUUGAAAGCUUAAAUACAUUGAUGGAUGAUAAUAAGGUAUUGACACUAGCGAGUAAUGAGCGGAUCGCUUUAACAAAAUCAAUGCGUCUCCUAUUUGAGAUUGCUACGUUACGUACAGCCACGCCAGCUACUGUGUCCCGAGCUGGUAUUCUUUAUAUCAAUCCUCAAGACUUAGGAUGGAAUCCUUUUGUAGCGUCAUGGAUAGAAACCACCCGUGAUGAUGAAUCAGAGAAAGCAAUGUUAACAGUAAUGUUUGACAAAUAUAUACCUUCUCUUCUUGAAUCGUGCAAAAAAUACAAGCGAAUCACGCCAUUGAGCGAACUACAGCAGAUUCAACUAACUUGUUAUUUACUUGAAUGUUUCCUGAACAAGAGUUUGUUACCUUCUGAUUGUCCAAAAGAAUGGUACGAAAUCUAUUUUGUGUUUUGUAUCGUUUGGGGUUUUGGAUCUGGCUUAUUCCAAGAUCAACUGGUGGACUGGCGUAAUGAAUUUAGCAAGUGGUUUUGUAAUGAAUUCAAACAGAUCAAAUUUCCAUCUACCGGAAAUGUAUUUGGAUUUUUCAUUGAUCCGGAGACUAAAAAAUGGUUACCAUGGACAGAAAAAGUGGAGUCGUUUGAAUUAGAUCCGGAUAUACCUCUACAAUCCUGUUUAGUAUCAACAUCAGAAACUACCCGCAUAAGAUUUUUCAUGGAUCUCCUCAUCGCUAAACAAAAACCAGUGAUGUUAGUGGGCAGUGCUGGUAGUGGCAAGACUGUUAGCGUUGCUGCUAAACUGAACUCACUGUCUGAUAAUUUUGCUAUCACAAAUGCACCUCUUAACUUCUAUACCACAUCAGAGAUGAUUCAGAAAGUGCUCGAAAAGCCUUUAGAAAAGAAGUCGGGCCGUAAUUUUGGUCCGCCGGGCAGCAAGUUCAUGAUAUACUUUGUUGAUGAUUUGAACAUGCCGGAAGUGGACACGUAUGGUACAGUGCAACCACAUACCCUUAUAAGACAAUUCAUGGAUUAUAAACAUUGGUAUGAUCGGCAGAAAUUGUCACUCAAAGACAUCUCAAAUUGUAUGUUUGUUUCUUGUAUGAAUCCAACGGCUGGAUCGUUUACUAUCGAUCCUCGAUUACAAAGGCACUUCUGUACAUUUGCCGUCAGUUUCCCCGGACUGGAUGCAUGUUUCCAUAUUUAUAAGCAGAUUUUAUCUCAACAUCUAGGAAACCCGCUUAACAAAUUUGGAAUAGUAGUACAGAAAUAUGCAGAGAAUCUUGUAAAUGCUGCCUUGGCAUUGCAUAAUAAGCUAGCAUCUACAUUUUUACCGACAGCUAUUAAAUUUCACUACAUAUUCAAUCUGCGCGAUCUAUCCAACAUAUUCCAGGGAAUAUUGUUUACUACCGGUGACGCCGUGAAGUUCCAAUCUGAACUCAUUCGCCUUUGGAUGCAUGAAGCAACUCGAGUAUACUCUGAUAAAUUGGUCGACUCCGUGGAUAAUGAAAACUUUAAUAAGCUGAUUGUAGAUGUUAUAAAGAAGAGUUGUGAGGACUAUGACGAAAAUGUAGUAUUUGAAAAGCCUUUGAUCUAUUGCCAUUUCGCGGAGGGAGUUGGAGAUCCCAAAUAUUUCCCCAUCAAGGAGUGGGCGCAAAUUAAGAAAUUGCUUGAUGAAUCGCUUUCCUCAUACAAUGAUCUCGUGGCUACUAUGAAUCUUGUUCUUUUUGAGGAUGCAAUGUAUCAUAUUUGCAGAAUCAACCGCAUCCUUGAAGCACCUCGCGGCAAUGCCCUACUUGUUGGAGUCGGUGGAUCUGGAAAACAAUCUCUAUCAAGACUCUCUUCAUUCAUAUCUUCACUUGAAGUUUUUCAAAUUCAGCUUCGCAAAGGCUACAGUAUCAAUGACCUGAAGGUUGAUCUCGCGGGCUUGUAUAUAAAAGCUGGUCUGAAGAAUAUAGGAAACGUUUUUCUUAUGACGGACGCUCAGGUCGCUGAUGAGCGCUUCUUGGUCUUGAUUAAUGACUUGUUAGCAUCUGGAGAGAUACCCGAAUUGCUGGCUGAUGACGAAAUAGAAAAUAUUAUUAAUGGCGUUAGGGGUGAGACUAAAGCGUCAGGUGUUCCUGAUACUCGAGAAAACUGUUGGAAGUUCUUUAUAAAUCGUGUGAGGACUAUGUUAAAAGUGGUGUUAUGUUUCUCACCUGUGGGUGCAACAUUGCGUGUGCGAGCGCGUAAGUUCCCUUCUAUUGUAAACUGCACGGCCAUCAACUGGUUCCACGAGUGGCCGAAAGAGGCAUUGCGUUCGGUAUCGAAGAGGUUCAUCUCUGAAGUGGAAGCUUUACCCCGUGAUCUAAUCGAGCCAGUAGCAGACUUUAUGUCUCAUGUCCAUCAAAGCGUGAAUCAAAUGUCGGCGGUGUACUUCCAAAAUGAGCGUAGGUAUAACUAUACGACUCCGAAGACGUUCUUGGAGCAAAUUUCUUUGUACAGUAAGCUAUUAACAGAAAAAACAAACAAUUUGAAAAUGAUGAUUUCGAGACUGGAAAAUGGUUUGGAAAAGUUGGCAUCCUGCGCUGCAGAUGUAGCUGUAUUAAAGGUGACGCUUGCAGAACAAGAGCAAAUUUUGAAGGUUAAAAAUAGAGCUGCUGAAGAAUUGAUUGAGGUUGUUGGAGCUGAGAGUGAAAAGGUGUCCAAAGAGAAAGCGUUCGCUGCGGAGGAAGAGAAGAAAGUCAAAGUUAUAGAAGAGGAUGUUACAAUAAAGGCAAAAAUUUGUGCGGAUGAUUUAGCUAAAGCGGAACCCGCACUCAUUGCUGCGCAGGAAGCGCUCAACACUUUGAAUAAGAAUAACUUGACUGAAUUGAAAUCUUUCGGUUCGCCGCCUGAUGCUGUGGUGAACGUCACGGCCGCUGUACUCGUGCUCUUUUCAAAAAAAGGAAAACUGCCUAAAGAUAGGUCCUGGAAAGCAUGCAAGUUAAUGAUGGCAAAAGUUGAUCAAUUUUUAUACGAUCUAGUCUAUUACGAUAAAGAAAAUAUACAUCCAGAUGUUGUUAAGGCUGUCCAACCGUACAUAAAGAAUCCGGAGUUCAACGCGGAGUUUAUAAUGUCGAAAUCGGCUGCAGCGGCGGGAUUGUGCGCGUGGGUGAUCAAUAUAAUCAAGUUCUACGACGUGUACGUCGUCGUGGAGCCCAAGCGCCGUGCCCUCAACGCCGCCAACGCCGAGCUGCAGGCCGCUAGGGACAAGCUGGCGUUCCUCACUGAGAGGAUUCAAGAAUUGGAAGAACAAUUAGGAGAACUUAUGAAAGCCUUCCAAGAGGCGGUCAAUGAAAAGAUGAAAUGUCAAGCAGAAGCUGAUGCUACUAACUAUACAAUAGAUUUAGCCAACCGUCUUGUUAACGGAUUAGCUUCUGAGAAAAUAAGAUGGUCAGCGACAGUGGUGAAUCUCAAGGAAUCGGGUGUCAUGUUGCCCGGAGAUGUGCUAUUGGUGACGGCAUUCAUUUCUUACGUGGGAUGCUUUAUGCGACGCUAUCGACUCAUGCUUAUGAACGAAGACUGGAUACCCACAUUGAAUAAAACUAAUCCUAAAAUCGAAACAACAGAAGGUUUGGACCCGCUAUCAAUGCUAACAGAUGAUGCUCAAGUAGCAUGUUGGAAUAACGAGGGCUUGCCCACUGAUACCAUGAGUACGGAAAAUGCAACAAUUUUGACAAAUUCGGCUCGAUGGCCUUUAAUGAUAGAUCCACAAUUACAAGGCAUUAAAUGGAUCAAAUCACGUUAUGGUGAUGCAUUAGUUGUGAUUAGACUUACACAACGAAACUACCUUGACCGUAUCGAGCGCGCUGUCAGUAACGGAGAUGUAGUUCUAUUGGAGAAUAUCGGAGAAUCUGUGGAUGCUGUACUGGAACCACUACUAGGCAGAGUGCUCAUUAGGAAGGGUCGAGUGCUAAAGAUAGGGGAUAGAGAAAUAGAUUACCAUGCUAAUUUCCGUUUAGUGAUUCAAACAAAACUAGCAAAUCCUCACUAUCAGCCCGAAAUGCAGGCUCAAUGUACACUGAUUAACUUUACUGUUACUAGAGACGGCUUGGAGGAACAGCUAUUAGGAGAGGUGGUAAAAGCUGAGAGACCAGAUUUAGAAAAACUGCGAGCUGGCCUCACGAAACAACAGAACGAUUUUAAGAUCACAUUAAAAAGUUUAGAAGACGAUCUCUUAAAAAGAUUGUCUUCGGCCGGCCCCGAUAUCCUAAGUGAUUCGGCACUUGUAAUAAACCUCGAGACUACUAAGAAGACUGCAGCCGACAUUGAGAUAAAGGUCGAAGAGGGUAAAGUUACAGCUGUCAAGAUUGAUGAAGCUCGUGAACGAUAUAGACGCGCCGCCACUCGUGCUUCACUUUUGUACUUCAUUUUAAACGACUUAUAUAAAAUCAAUCCUAUGUACCAAUUCUCGUUGAAGGCAUACAGCGUAGUAUUCAAAGAUGCUUUGAUGCGUGCCGAAGAGGCUGAUGACCUUGAAGGUCGCGUCAGGAAUUUGCUCGAUAGCAUCACAUUUGCUGUGUUUGUUUAUACCAGUCGAGGCUUGUUUGAAAGGGACAAACUUGUGUUCCUGUUUCUCAUCACUUUACAGGUAUUACAAACGGAUGGUAAAGUUGAUCCUAGGGAAUUGGACUUCUUGUUGAAAUAUGCCGUAGCCCCAGAAGUGUCACCAUACUCGUGGCUUUCAAAUAAUUCCUGGGGAGGAAUUAUUGCACUUUCAAAAAUGGAUGCCUUUGAAAACCUUGAUAAAGAUAUUGAAGGUGCUACUAAAAGGUGGCAAAAAUAUACUGAUGGAGAAGCACCUGAAAGAGAUAAGUUGCCCGGGGAAUGGAAGAAUAAGAGUUCGCUUCAGAGACUUUGUAUUUUGCGAGCCUUAAGACCAGACAGGAUGUCUUAUGCCUCUGGGGCAUUUUGCGAAGAAAAUCUUGGUACAAAAUACGUUGAAGCUCGAACGCCGCCAUUAGAAAAAUCUUAUCAAGAAAGUACUUCAACAACGCCCAUGUUCUUCAUCCUCUCCCCUGGCGUCGAUCCGCUGAAAGAUUUAGAGAAACUGGGCAGAAAGCUUGGUUUUUCCACGGACAAAAAGAAUUUCCACAUCGUGUCCUUAGGUCAGGGUCAGGAAGUCGUAGCGGAAGAGGCCAUGGGUGUAGCGUCGGUGAAUGGUCACUGGGUGAUUCUUCAAAACAUUCACUUAGUGGCCAAAUGGCUCGCUACUCUUGAAAAGAAAAUGGAAGAGACAUUUGAAAAUCCCCUUGAAGAAUAUAGAUUGUAUUUGAGUGCCGAACCGGCUGCAGAUCCAGCUUAUCAUAUCAUACCUCAAGGCAUUCUAGAAUCUGCCAUUAAAAUAACUAAUGAACCCCCCAUCGGAAUGUGGGCGAAUUUGCAUAAGGCAUUAGAUAAUUUCAGUCAAGAAACUCUGGAAAUGUGCAGCAAAGAAGCUGAAUUUAAAUCUGUAUUGUUCGCGCUCUGUUACUUCCAUGCGGUGGUAGCUGAAAGGCGCAAGUUCGGCCCACAGGGGUGGAACAGAGUAUAUCCAUUUAACUUUGGUGAUCUCACAAUUUGCGUAUACGUUUUAUACAACUACUUGGAGGCGAACCCACGUGUACCGUGGGAGGACUUGCGUUACCUCUUUGGGGAAAUUAUGUACGGAGGGCACAUCACUGACGACUGGGACAGGAGAUUGUGCAGAACUUUCCUGCUUGAGUAUAUGCAACCAGAACUGGUCGAUGGUGAAUGUCCUUUGGCACCAGGGUUUAUAUCACCACCAAAUUCUGAUUAUGUCAGCUACCAUCAGUACAUAGAUGACUUCUUGCCAGAUGAGACUCCGUACUUAUACGGUCUGCAUCCCAACGCUGAAAUAGGAUAUUUGACCACUGUGUCAGAACGGUUGUUCAAGGUUGUGUUCGAAAUGCAACCGAGAGAUGCGGGGGCUCAGGCUGGUGGUGGUGCCAGCAAGGAGGAAAUGGUUCGCUACAUAUUGGAUGACAUCCUAGACAGAGUUCCUGAACCGUUUAAUCUACAAGAGCUGAUGGGCAAAGUGGAGGAAUUAACACCAUUCACGAUCGUCGCCCUGCAAGAGUGCGAGCGAAUGAAUAGGCUUAUGGGCGAGAUUCGCCGUUCCCUCAAGGAGGUCGAGUUGGGAUUGAAAGGUGAGCUAACAAUCAGCAGCGACAUGGAGAAGCUGAUGGAAUCUCUAUUUAUGGACCACGUGCCUGAUUCUUGGACAAAACUGGCCUACCCCAGCUUGCUUGGUUUAGCUGCUUGGUUUUCGGACCUCUGUCUCAGACUUACUGAAUUGGAGAAUUGGUCUGGGGAUUUCAAUCUACCCCCAGCGGUGUGGCUGGCGGGUUUCUUCAAUCCACAAUCGUUCCUGACGGCCAUCAUGCAGCAAACGGCGCGCAAGAACGAGUGGCCGCUGGACAAGAUGUGCCUCAACUGUGACGUCACCAAAAAGUAUCGAGGCGACUUUAACGCUCCUCCGCGAGAGGGAGCCAAUAUCCACGGGCUGUACAUGGAGGGAGCACGGUGGGACACCGCCACGGGAGGCAUUGUGGAGUCGCGCAUGAUGGAGCUGUUCCCAAUGAUGCCGGUGAUUUAUAUCAAGGCGGUGACGCAGGACAAACAGGACACUAGGAAUGUGUACGAGUGCCCCGUGUACAAGAUUCGUAUGCGUGGACCAACGUUCGUGUGGACAUUUAACUUAAAAACGAAGGAUAAACCGACGAGGUGGACUUUAGCUGGUGUGGCACUUUUACUCGGCGUAUAAACAAUUUGCAAGCACCUAUGAAUUAAUGUUAUUUUUAAUUUAUUUAUAGU